AUGGCGAUGGCGACACUGCAGGACUGGUGCCGCUGCCUGGGCGUGAACGCGCAGCGCUCCCUGCUCAUCCUGGGCAUCCCUGACGACUGCCGGGAGGACGAAUUCCAGGAGGCCGUGCAGGCUGCGCUGUGGCCCCUGGGCAGGUACCGAGUGCUCGGCAAGGUCUUCAGAAAGGAGCUGGGGGCCAGGGCAGCCCUGGUCGAGUUUGCAGACUAUCUAAACCCAAGUGUGAUCCCGCGACAGAUACCAGGCAAGGGGGGACCCUGGACUGUGAUCUUCCUGCCCCAGGCCCAUGAUGCUGACUUACAGGACAGACCCGAUUUCCCUGCAAGGCCCCAGGGUCAAGCAGUGGCCAGAUGGGCAGGUGAGGCAGGAGGUGCAGGAGAGGCAGGAGCUGCAGUUGAGGCAGGAGCUGCAAGUGAAGAAGUUGCAGGUGAAGAAAAAGCUCCAGGAGGGGAAGAAGCCACAGGUGAGACAGGAGCCACAGGUGAGGAAGGAGCAGCUGUGACAGGAGCUGCAAGUGAGACAGGAGGUGCAGUUGAAGAAGAAGCUCCAGGUGAGAAAGAAGCUGCAGGUGAAGAAGCUGCACAUGAGGCAGGAGCUGCAGGAGAGGAAGAAGCCACAUGUGAGGCAGGAGCCACAGGUGUUACAGGAGCUGCAGAUGAAGAAGCUAGAUGUGAAGAAGUCAUAGGUCAGGCAGAAUCUGCAGGUGAGGAAGAAGCCACAGCUGAGGCAGCAGCUGCAGGUGAAGAAGCCCCAGGAGAGGAAGAAGCCACAGAUGAGGCAGAAGCAGCAGGCGAGGCGGGAUCUGCAGGUGCGACAGCAGCUGCAGGUGAGGCAAGAGCAGCAGGUGAGGCAGCAGCUGAGGCUGAGGCAGGAGCUGCAGAUGAGGAAGAAGCCGCAGGUGAGGCAGACACCUGGGCCCAGCAGUGGAGUGAGGCCCUGUGGCCCCUUCUGAAAACUCAGGCCUACCAGGAACUGAGAACCUUUUCCGGGAGUGAGCAGCCAGGCUGCGGGGAAGAGUCCUUUGAGAGCUGGCUGGACCAUGCCAAGGACAUGCUGGGCCUGUGGUGCCACAUGUCAGAAAGGGAGAGGAGGAGGCGGCUGCUGGAGAGCCUGGGGGGCCCUGCCCUGGAUCUCAUGUGUGGCCUCCUGGCAGAGAAUCCUGACACCCCAGUGCAGGACUGCCUGGCUGCGCUCAUGCAGGUGUUCGGGAACAAGGACACCCGGAUGACCGCGCGGCUGAAGUUCCUGACCUGCUCGCAGCGCCCCGAGGAGAAUCUGUUUGCCUACGUGGUGCGCCUGGAAGGCCUGCUGCACGAGGCCAUGGAGAAGGGGGCCUUCCACCCGGCCAUCGCAGACCAGGUGCGAGCCCGGCAGGUGCUGCUGCAGGCCCGGCCCAACGCGAUGCUGCAGGACAAGCUGCGGAGGAUGCGGCUGGAGAGGAGGCUGCCUGGCUUCCUGGGGCUGCUGCGGCUCAUUCGGGAGACCGAGGCCUGGGAGGCGGUUCUAGCUGUGAGGGAGCAGGAGCUACGCACAAAAGAGGAAGGGACCCCUGGGGACGGUGGAGACCCAGCUGCCGCCCAGGCCGCCCCUGCCGCGGGAGGCGCAGCUGAGGCCUCCCCAGCCCGUGACGGUGCCAGCCAGGCUGUUCCUGUCCGUGCAGAUGCUGCCCAGGUUACUGCCGGUAGCCCGGGAGCCGCCCAGGCCUCCCCUGCCCUUGAAGAGGUCGCCGAGGCCUCCCCUGCCGCUCAGGAAGACGACAGUGUCCCUGCCCCUGCGGGCCUGGGUCAGGCAGGACCCACUGAGGCCCCUGGGGCCCCCCCCACAGCCCAGAUGUGCAGUGUUUCUGGGGCGAGCCCAGGAGGCCCUGGCUGGGUGCCCGAGAGCCGGGCCCAGGCGGGAGACCAGGAGGCCGAGGAGGCCCCCCUGGAUGGGGAGGAGUAG
This is a messenger RNA of Lemur catta (Ring-tailed lemur), 1947 nucleotides long. Its product is annotated as paraneoplastic antigen Ma6F-like. The transcript has a single exon. The record is from RefSeq and is a predicted model, not a curated record. Lineage: Eukaryota; Metazoa; Chordata; Mammalia; Primates; Lemuridae. The coding region runs from base 1 to 1947 and encodes 648 amino acids.